Molecule: messenger RNA, 192 nt
Organism: Penicillium psychrosexuale
Lineage: Eukaryota; Fungi; Ascomycota; Eurotiomycetes; Eurotiales; Aspergillaceae
Exons: 2
Coding region: 1-192 (63 amino acids)
Source: RefSeq, a predicted model, not a curated record
AUGAAGUUGGUUGUGGCUUGUGGCAGAAUAGUACAGGCGCUCCCUUACCGCGCUGAUUUGAGUGUUGCACAUCGGUGCCAGAUCGCGCUACGCCUUGCUUCGGAGCUUCGAGCUACUCCAACCCCCGCACUCCUCAAACGGCAUAACGGUUACUCAACGAUCGCUCCAGCCGACCCUCCCGCCGUGAAUUGA